Molecule: messenger RNA, 866 nt
Organism: Musa acuminata subsp. malaccensis (wild Malaysian banana)
Lineage: Eukaryota; Viridiplantae; Streptophyta; Magnoliopsida; Zingiberales; Musaceae
Product: heavy metal-associated isoprenylated plant protein 44
Molecular function (GO): metal ion binding
Source: RefSeq, a predicted model, not a curated record
GAAAGAAGGCCGCUAGAGGAAACCACUGGAAUCUUAGCAGAUAUAAUAGUUUAUGAUGUAGGGAAGCGAUGCCUUGGCGGAACUAUAUCGUGCUGUCUGCAUUCUACUAACUCUAUCCCAUCCCACUUCCAAUUAGUUCUGCAAUCCUGUGAGCCAUGGGAAGAGUCUUAAGCUCUUUGCUCUCCACAAUUUUCUCCGGCGGCGACGGCCACAGGAGUUACAAUUACAGAAGUUACUUCUACAACACCAGCAACAGCAGCAGCAACACCCACUACCACACUGAAGACAAUAACAUGAUCAAUAUGAGGAUCACCAAGGGAAGGCCUCUUUCUUUGCAGACAGUGGAGCUAAAAGUGAGGAUGUGUUGCACAGGUUGCGAGAGGAUUGUCAAACACGCUCUCCAAAAGCUUAGAGGCAUCGACUCAGUGGAGGUGGAUUUGGAUCUGGAGAAGGUGACGGUGAUGGGGUACGUCGACCGGAACAAGGUGCUCAAGGAGGUGCGCCGGAGCGGCAAGAAGGCCGAGUUCUGGCCCAACCCUGACCUGCCGCUCUACUUCACGAGCCAAAAAGACUACUUCUACGACGAGGAGUCCUUCCGCGACAGCUACAACUACUGGCGGCAUGGCUACAACGGCGACAACCACGGCCACAUCCCGGUGCCGCAGCGCGGUGAGGACCCCAUCAGUAACCUGUUCAACGACGACGACGUCAACGCAUGCAGCGUCAUGUAAUUAUGAUAAGCGCUACAUCUGGGUAUAUAUGUAUGGUCAUGUUGGUGCACAUGGACGGUGUGCUUGUAGCAGUUCAUAUAUGUGAAGGAAGUUGUGUAACAAGCACGUAUUUAUCUGCUGUGGCCAAAGGUUUAA